AUGGCCAGCCUUGCAUCCAGCGCGCUGAGGCGGUCGGCUCGCUCGGUGAGCUGCCCGGCCUCUGCCGCUCCUUUGCGAUGCGCCGCGCUCUCUCGCGCCGCCCUGGUGGCGACGGGCAGGAGGGGGCCGGCCUCGCGAAGGGGCUACGUCUCCGAGUCCAGGACCGACAAGGCCAAGGUCGAGACGGCCAUCAAGCUCGACAAGAAGGACUUUGCCGACAUCCCCCCGCCUCAGAUGGGCGUGCCGACGGACGGCAAAGUGAGCCCCAUGGCCGAGGUCCUUAAGCAGGCCGCCGUCAUGGAAGAGGGCCAACGGCCCAUCUACCUCGACAUGCAGUCCACGACGCCCGUCGAUCCGCGCGUUCUCGAUGCCAUGAUGCCUUUCUACGUCGGCGUCUACGGCAAUCCCCACUCUCGGACGCACGCCUACGGAUGGGAGAGCGAGAAAGCCGUUGAGGAGGCGCGCGAGCACGUGGCCAAGCUCAUCGGUGCCGACCCCAAGGAGAUCAUCUUCACCAGUGGCGCCACCGAGAGCAACAACAUGAGCAUCAAGGGCGUUGCCCGCUUCUUUGGCCGCUCUGGCAAGAAGAAGCACGUCAUUACCACGCAGACCGAGCACAAGUGCGUGUUGGACAGCUGCCGGCAUCUGCAGGACGAGGGCUUCGAGGUCACGUACCUCCCGGUGCAAAACAACGGCCUGAUCCGGAUGGAGGACCUCGAGGCCGCCAUCCGUCCCGAGACGGCCCUCGUGAGCAUCAUGGCCGUCAACAACGAGAUUGGCGUCAUCCAGCCCAUCGAGCAGAUCGGCAAGCUGUGCCGGGAGAAGAAGGUCUUUUUCCACACCGACGCCGCUCAGGCCGUGGGCAAGAUUCCCCUCGACGUCAACGCGAUGAACAUCGACCUCAUGUCCAUCUCCUCGCACAAAAUCUACGGCCCCAAGGGCAUUGGCGCCUGCUACGUCCGGAGACGUCCCAGGGUCCGCCUGGACCCCAUCAUCACCGGUGGUGGCCAGGAACGUGGUCUGCGAAGCGGCACCCUGGCUCCCCCUCUGGUGGCUGGCUUUGGCGAAGCCUGCCGCAUCGCCUACGACGAGAUGGCGUAUGACUCGAAGCGAAUCAAGGCUCUGUCGGACCGCCUGCUCCAGGGCCUCCUUUCCUUGGAGCACACGAGCCAGAAUGGCGACGAAAACGCCUUCUACCCCGGCUGCGUCAACGUGUCCUUUGCCUAUGUUGAGGGCGAGUCGCUGUUGAUGGCGCUCAAGGACAUUGCGUUGUCGUCUGGCAGCGCCUGCACGUCGGCUUCUCUGGAGCCCAGCUACGUCCUGCGGGCUCUCGGCAACAGCGACGAGAGCGCCCACAGCAGCAUCCGGUUCGGCAUCGGCCGAUUCACGACCGAGGCUGAGAUUGACUAUGUGCUGAAGGCAGUGCAGGAGCGCGUCAACUUCCUGCGGGAGCUGAGCCCGCUCUGGGAGCUCGUGCAGGAGGGCAUCGACCUGAACACGAUUCAGUGGAGCCAGCAUUAA
Purpureocillium lilacinum is the source of this 1521-nucleotide messenger RNA. Its product is annotated as cysteine desulfurase. NCBI's taxonomy places the organism in Eukaryota, Fungi, Ascomycota, Sordariomycetes, Hypocreales, Ophiocordycipitaceae. Gene Ontology annotation, cellular component: cytosol; mitochondrion; nucleus. Gene Ontology annotation, biological process: [2Fe-2S] cluster assembly. Gene Ontology annotation, molecular function: pyridoxal phosphate binding; cysteine desulfurase activity. The record is from RefSeq and is a predicted model, not a curated record.